Messenger RNA from Anolis sagrei ordinatus, 947 nucleotides. Its product is annotated as peptide YY-like. Gene Ontology annotation, cellular component: extracellular region. Lineage: Eukaryota; Metazoa; Chordata; Lepidosauria; Squamata; Anolidae. The record is from RefSeq and is a predicted model, not a curated record. Gene Ontology annotation, biological process: feeding behavior; neuropeptide signaling pathway. Gene Ontology annotation, molecular function: neuropeptide hormone activity; neuropeptide Y receptor binding.
CUUAAUUCACCCACCUGCCAAGGAUAUAAGCCCUGGGUUGUCAGAGCCACUAACAGAAGCAUCAGCAGCAAGAGACGACUUGAAGAUCAGUGAAAGCUGGCUGGCUGAGUCCUAUAGCAUCUCUUGACAUUCAGCUCUGUCUCUGCUUCUUUCUACCUCCUUUUCAUGAUGGUCAUGUCUGUGAAGCCCUGGCCUCUCCUGAUGGCCGUGACACUGUGUGUCUUGUUCUGCCUGGGAACCUUGGUGGAUGCCUACCCUCCAAAACCAGAGAGCCCUGGAGAAGAUGCCUCCCCUGAAGAAAUGGCCAAAUACUUCUCGGCUCUUCGGCAUUACAUCAACUUGGUGACAAGGCAGAGGUAUGGCAAGAGAUCCAGCCCAGAGUCCUUGAUGUCAGAGCUUAUUUUUGGAGACAGCAGCACCAGCAGUGACCAUAAUGGCAGAUCACGGUAUGAUGAUUCCUACAUGUGGUGACAACCUACCCACUGAAGAGUCGGAGGUCCAUCAGCUGCCUCUUUUUACACAUUCCAAUCUUGUUGUGUUCUUCUGCAUUUUCUAAAAACAAUUUGAAACCUUUUGUGAAAGAGGGCCUGUCCUCUCCCCACCUAAAUGUUCUCUUUGGGGCUUUUUCUUUGUUUAAUAACAGCAUUACAAUGGAGUCGUGUACCUUUCUUCCUAUACACUAGUAGGGGGUUCUGCAAAAAAAAAAGUGCCACAGGGGACAAGGUGGGGUGUCUGUUAUCUUUGGUGGUGACCUAGGUUGUAUUUGUUGUGACAUCUAUGUUUACUCACUGGUGCAAAAUCCCACUCAUGUCCACUUUGGGUCUAUCUUAUUUUAUACAUAAUGUGCGUGUCUGUGUGUGCAAGUAUGAAUGUAUGUUUGUAAAUGUAUGUAUUUUGGAUGGAUUUCUUCUAUGUUCACAAUAAAACAGCAAGUUUAAUGGAGAAAA